Molecule: messenger RNA, 411 nt
Organism: Gryllus bimaculatus (two-spotted cricket)
Lineage: Eukaryota; Metazoa; Arthropoda; Insecta; Orthoptera; Gryllidae
Source: the annotation of a GenBank genome assembly
UUCAAGGCAACCUUUGAAAUUACACUGGUUGUGCCACCUGGUUACGAGGCUAUCAGCAAUUCAGUGGGCAAAUCAGUAGCUAGUACCAAGAGUGCACAACAAAGGGAAACAGAUAGCCAAGAAAUAGUAUUUGCAAAAACACCUUUUAUGUCAACCUAUCUGGUUGCUUUUAUUGUCUACAAUAAAGACACGUAUAAAUCAACAGGAUAUGCUAGUGGAGACUUACCGUUUAGAACAUGGGCUAGUAUCGAUGAAAUUGCAGCUGGGUCAGGCACUCUGAGCCAGACAGAAGGACCAAAAAUUAUCGCCCAACUGGAAAAAUACACAGGAAUACUCUACACAGCGAACUCACAGAAAAUAGAUCAAGCAGCUAUUCCGGAUUUCUCGUUCGGGGCCAUGGAGAACUGGGGA